Spea bombifrons (plains spadefoot toad) is the source of this 2514-nucleotide messenger RNA. RefSeq names its product coiled-coil domain containing 177 (gene CCDC177). The transcript has 2 exons. The record is from RefSeq and is a predicted model, not a curated record. Bases 218 to 2284 code for a protein of 688 amino acids. NCBI's taxonomy places the organism in Eukaryota, Metazoa, Chordata, Amphibia, Anura, Pelobatidae.
UGGAUGAACUGCAUCCAUUCUGUUUUAGAUUUCUGGCUGCUCCUUCCAUCUUCCUCCCACCGUCUCAUUCCUGGCUAUUCUAUUUAAAUACCCCCCUCCUGCCCUGACCCUGGCUGUUCUCUAUACCCCCCCCCCGCUUCCCCUGACAUCUGGUUGCUGUCCACCGCUGUGGUGCUGAACUCUGGUGAUACCCACGCCCUGGAGCUUAGCUUGUGGAAUGAUGACAGAGCCCAUAGAGGAUCCAGGAGGACAAGAAUUGUCUGGAGGGGCUUCUGGACGUCAAAGAGAGCACUCACCUAUGCUACACCUAGAUCUUUAUAACUUUGAAAGUCCAGAUGCAGAGGGAAGCCGUUACGUACUGACAAGUCCCCGCUCGCUAGAGGCUUGUGCUCGCUGUAUGGUAAAGCCCGUGGAACUACUGGCCAGGAGCCUGUCUGAUUUGGUACGAGAGGCGCCGGGACGAUCUAUGCGAGUGGCUACUGGUCUUUGUGAAGUUUAUGAGAUAGAGAGGCAAAGGAAACUGAAGAUGUGCCGGGAGGAGAGAGAGAGGAUUAUUCGGCAAGAAAAGAGGCGGAUUUUACCAUUGGUACUUAGCAACACAAUUGGUUCCCCAUCGACUUCAAAAGGACCAUCAAGGGCAGAACCUAACAGUGGAAACAUUGCCCACAGGUUUGAUUCUCCACCAUCUGUAGGCUGCCAAAGAAAAAAUACCCCUCCCUCUAAGGACGUAGUUAGAACAGAAACUCCUCCCUCAAAGGGCCCCAAAAAGAGCAAUUCUCCCAAUGCCAAGGGCUCCCAGAAAUGCCACACCCCAGUAUCCAAGAAACAAAAGAGUGACCCUUCACUUACCACCAAUGCACAAAGUAACGAUCCUUUAGUUUCCGCUGAUCCUGUACAUACUGUUCCUCCAAAGAAUAAGAGCCAAUCACUGGACUCGUUGCAGAAAGUGAGGGAUGGAGCCUCUACCAAAACAUCCUCUGAGUCUGCGGCUUCCUCGUAUAGUGGAGAUAGUGGCCGAGCCAGAGCAGCAGAAUUCCUUCAGAGUCCACGAACCUUGGAGACUGUGAAUUCCCUGUUGGGAAGGAGCUUCAGUCUUGGAGAUCUGAGCCACUCACCCCAAACAACCAAGAAAGUGGACAAGAUGGUGAAAGAGGUGAAGAAGAAGGGUAUUCAAGAGUUGCCAAAGAGGGACAAGAAAAUUGCAGCCAUUAUGAUUGCCAAGCAUGAGGAGGAAAAUAUCAGAAAUGAGCAACGUUACUGGGCUCAUCUGCAAUGGGACAGGCAGCGAAGAAGCUCCGAACUAAGAAAGGAGCAAGAGGAGAAGGAAAGGCAGAGGUAUCUACUUCAAGGACAGAGACUGUGGGAAUCUCAAGUAAAGAAUCGGUGUAACAGAAUUUCUGUUGACGAGCUGAAUGCUUCCUCCCUGACACAAAGUAGAAGCUUGGUACAGUUGGAGAAAUGGAGGGAACAGCCUCAAGAACUGGAUAAACGCAAGAAAGGGAAGUCGGAGAAAACCAAAGUGGAAGGUAAGCAAAAGAAGACCCAUCAAGAAGAAGAUGAGAAGAAAGAGGCUGAGGGACAGGAAGGAGAGGAACUUCAGGAAAAGCUUCUCACAGCUCAACAGAAAAAGCAGGAGAAAGUCGAGAAGCUGCAGAUUAAUAAAUGUGCACAAAACAAAUUGGAAAAUUUGAAGCACCAGGUCGUACUACAGGAGCUGCUACAGAAGGAGGAAUCAGAGAAUGAAGAGCUUAGGAAGAGUCUUGAGCACAAUCUCCAAAAGGCCCAGGAGAACGUGGAACACCUGAUGGAAAAAAAACAGCAAGAGAUAAAGAACAAGGCUCGGCGGGAAGAAUUACAGAUCUUGAGAGCCAGGCAGGCAGCAGAAAGGAGAGAGAUGGAGCGCAGGGAACAUUUGCAAGAGCUUGCUAAAACUGCUGAGAGGAGGCUGCAGCAUGCAGCACAGGUGGCCGAGGAGGUAGUGCAACACAAAGCAAGGAAAGCUGUAGAGGCCAGACUGGAGAAGGAAAAGAUACAGAGAGAGAACCGGCAGAGGGUGCAGAAGAAUGAGGAGAUAAAGAGACAGGAACUGCUUAUGUCCAUAGAGAAGAAGUUGGAGCGCAGUGAACAAAUAUGCAAGGAAAAGCAAACUGUACUUGACAAUGCUCGCUCGGUGGCCAGAGCCUCCUUCAACAUCCGGGAGAGGGUGCGAGCCGAGACAAACACACGUACCUUUGACAAGAUGGCUCUGGAAGCGGAAUUAUAUUCCAACAUUAACAAAAAAUGAGGCGCUGAAAUAGCACCAAAUCUGGCCCCUACUCGGGUCACUGUCUAAUUUAUCACAUAAUUACUGACCUCUGUUCACACGAAUUAGCUGUACUAAAAGUACUGUAAAUUGAUUGACCUUGCUGGGGUCAAUAUCAAGCGCAGAACUUUCUCAUGGAUCUCCUCAUAAAUGUGUCUCUUACGUUCCUCUUAGAUGUGUUUCUUACAUGCCACUGAAUGCAUUUAUUCCUA